Molecule: messenger RNA, 577 nt
Organism: Propithecus coquereli (Coquerel's sifaka)
Lineage: Eukaryota; Metazoa; Chordata; Mammalia; Primates; Indriidae
Product: chromosome unknown open reading frame, human C15orf40
Exons: 4
Coding region: 30-494 (154 amino acids)
Cellular component (GO): cytoplasm
Source: RefSeq, a predicted model, not a curated record
GGUCCUUCCGGCGGCCUCCCCCGGCCGUGAUGCUGCGACUCGGCUGCGGGCUGAGGCAGCUCGGGACAGCGCCAGGUGCUCGGGCCUCCGCUCAGCUCCCUUGCGGCGCCGAGAUGCCUAAGAAGGCUGGUGCGACGAACAAGGGUAAAAGCCAGAGCAAGGAACCAGAGGGACCACUUCCUCCCCUAGCUCCUGUGGCUGUUGAUCCUAAAGGUUGUGUCACCAUAGCCAUCCAUGCCAAACCUGGCUCCAAACAAAAUGCCGUAACAGAUUUGACAGCAGAAGCCGUCAGUGUAGCUAUUGCAGCACCGCCAUCGGAGGGAGAGGCCAAUGCUGAGCUCUGUCGGUAUCUGUCCAAGGUCUUAGAACUCAGAAAGAGUGAUGUGGUUUUGGAUAAGGGUGGUAAAUCUCGUGAAAAGGUGGUGAAACUUUUGGCCUCCACAACUCCAGAAGAGAUCUUGGAGAAGUUAAAAAAGGAAGCCAAAAAGAAAUAAAAGCAAGAAAUGAAAAAUGCAUCACUGGGAAGCUUUUUUGUUGCUAAUGACGAAGAGUCUGUUAAAUAGGAAAAUAUAUUUGA